AUUGAAGCUAACUUACACUAAUAGUGUAAACAAAUAAUAAAAGUUAUUGAAGUAAUAGGCGUUAAAAAUGUUUUUAAAAUAGGUAUGAUAUAUAUUUAUAUACAAGCACCAGUUAUAAUUUGUUUUAAACGAUUCUGUCAGUGUCAAAAUAAUCAUUAAAAAAAUAUCCAUGCUGUAUUUAUUAAUUGCAACCCUGUCAUUUAUAAAAUUAAUCAUAUUUAUAGAAAUCACCUGUUAACAAAACUAAUUUAAACAGUAUAGUUGAAAUGAAGGCUAAGAAAGAAUUGAGAUAUUGGAUAUUUAAAUUAUUCAGGUUUUGUUAAGGUUUCUUGUGAACAUUCAACUACUUGCAAUUCCCGUAUGGAUAGUAACGGGAUGAGAGUUGUUACUUUUUUCAAUUGUUGAAACUUCUCCUUGGUUUGGACAUUUGUCAGCUCCGGUUGCGUUGAAUGUAACCUUAGAAAUCUCUCAGUAAUGGCGGACAUUUUCCGGUAGUGCUCAAUUGUUACAUGUGGAAGACUUCUCUCGAAAGUUUUAAAUGCUGUUAAUAACAUACGUAUAAGACUGAAGAUUUAAGUGACUUUGAGCCUAAUAAUAUUAAGUAUAAUGGCAGAUCUAGACGAUUUUUUUGCCAAGAAAGAUAGGAAGAAGUCCAAAGGCAAGAAGUUUGCUACAGCAGAUGAAAUAGCGAAAAAGUUAGAGGAGACUGGGAGGCGAGCAGAAAAGCUCAAAAAAGAAAAAAAUCAGACUUCCCAACUCACUACUACAGAUGUUGACGAACAAGGGAACGCGGUUCAGGAUGAAGACGAGUGGAGGGAGUUCGAAGAGGAGAAAAAGGACUAUACGGGGUUGAAAAUACAGAAUUUAACAUUAGCAGAGUAUGACAGUGGGGAAGAAGGGAAUUCAGCAGGAGAAGGAGAAGAGGAAGGUGGGAUGGAAGAGAACGAAUCUGGAGAGCUCGUUCCUAAGAAGAAGAGUCAGGGACCAUGGCGGGUAGUAGCUAGCGCUGCCCCAGCUGAAGAAGCACCAGUUGUCGAAGAAGUUGAAAAGCCGCCACCGCAGCAACCUCCACAGCCGCAACAGACGGGAAGCUAUGUCCCUCCUGCACUGCGGGCACAAGCCAAUAAACAACCGGCUUCUUUUACCAAUUCGAGAUUGAGGCGUAAAGUUGCGCCUGAUGUGAAGAGUGAAGAGCUCUUUCCUACUUUGUCGGCUGCUGUUACUCAUGAGCCUGCAUCGUCUAACCCUUGGAACAAGAGGAAAGGGGGCAAGGAUGAUACUAAUGUAGUCGGUGGUGGCUUUGAAGAAGUCAGAAACUCAAAGUCGCACACAGCUCGAUACGAAGCUCCGCACUUACAAGCUAAAUCGUUAGCCCUCGGAAACAAGUAUGGUGCUCUCAACUCUGAGCAGAGUUAACACUUCUGCCUUGUCGACUUCAUUAUCCUUUAAAAGUCUAGACGUACAUAAAUGUAUAUUUUCAAAGUUUUAUGGUUUUUGUUAUGUUCUUUUUCAUCCCUUCAUAUCGAUUCUUCUGUGUCUUCCUUUUAAUGCCCAACUGUCAUCUUGUACACAGGUAUAUAAGUGUAAAAUGAUUUCUAUAUAUAUAUGUGUAUAACAGGUUCAGCUAGUAGGAAAAUUAAUUUUCAUAAAGAAAAAUGUCUACCACUGAAGCUUUCUUUUAUUGGUCAUCUGAUUAUUAAGCAUAAAAAGAAAAAAAUAUCAGUUUUAAGCUUCCGUGAGGGUUUUCAUUUUUCCUGGUUUUAUUGUUAAUUUGCAGCCUGUUAAAUCCAUCCAUUCACAUUAAGCUGUAUAAAAUAUUGGAUUUAUUUUAAUUAGGUUUUGUGUUCUCGGUCAGUGAAACCUGCUCUCCGUUUAACGGUCGUCUGAGACAAACAAUUAUGACUAUUUUUCUUGUCUGUGUCUUAAUGUCCCUAAAGUAAGUAAUAGAAAUCGCUUUAAGGAGAGGGAAGUGGGUUGCGGUCGAGAUUGUUAAUGUUAAAUAUAUAUGUAUAAUACUACAUUUACUUUGUGCAUGAUGGAUAUCGUGUAUAUUAUAGCUAUAUAUGCAUAUAAUGGUAAUCUUAAGGCUAGUUUAUAGGCAGUUAUAAAAUUAAAAGAGUCAAAAUUAUUUUCUUUAUUUUUGGAUAAAGGUUUUAAUUUUAAUGGUAGGUGUUUUUAACAAUAUUAUCUUUUCAAUAAGACAACUGAAAGAUAUUGUCUUGGACCAUCGUCGAGGAACUGCAACAGUUCCUUGGCGCGUACUGUAAUUAGAUGAUAGUACUACUUGAGCGCCAGUGUCGUGUUUCGUCUUACCAAUUGAGUAUGAUUGAUGCGUUGCAACUUUAUUUGUCUUGUCUCUUAUUUAUCUUGUUCUGAUACAUUGUAGUAUUUGUAAAUAUAACAUUAUUCAAAUAUGAGGUUACAAAUACAAAUGUUGUAGUUAAAAGAAUAUUAUUUAUUUUUUUCAUUGUUAUUCUAAUAUUAAUUAAAAAGAUGGAUGUUAACAAUUUUUUACUUUUACUCGAAUGCAUUUGUAAUUUUUUUUUUUUUUCAUUUUAUGUAAGUAGUUUUAUGUGGUUACAAAGUAAAUUUUCUUUAUUUUAUUAGAGACUUUCUGUACUCUGGUGAAACAAAGUAAGAUUUAUGUUGUUUUUAUAUGUUUUACGUUAUCCUGCUUGAUGUACUAUUCAUAUUGGCGAAUAACAUUAAUAAAUAAGGCAGAUUUAAAUCAUUAAUUUUAAAUUAAAGGCAAUGAUGGUGACUACAUUAUAUAUUCUGUAUAUUAUAUUAUAUUAUGUUUUUUUGUUUUUUAUAUUGUGUAUAUUUAUUUAUAUCUGUCCAAAAAAGUUAUUUUCAGAACUUAAAAAUUAUUAAUUUUUUAAUAAGAGGCAUUUGGAUAAAAAAAAAAGACCAGUACAAUUUGUAAAAUAUUUUAAAAGAGAAGAAAAAAAAAAUCAAAUUAUAGUAAAAAAGUUUAAAACUUGACAUAUUUUUUCCACUAUAAUUAAUAAAGAGUUGUUGGGUUGUA
This is a messenger RNA of Nezara viridula (southern green stink bug), 3028 nucleotides long. The record is from the annotation of a GenBank genome assembly. NCBI's taxonomy places the organism in Eukaryota, Metazoa, Arthropoda, Insecta, Hemiptera, Pentatomidae.